Nicrophorus vespilloides is the source of this 1066-nucleotide messenger RNA. Its product is annotated as inositol monophosphatase 3-like. The record is from RefSeq and is a predicted model, not a curated record. Gene Ontology annotation, biological process: phosphatidylinositol phosphate biosynthetic process; signal transduction; inositol metabolic process. Gene Ontology annotation, molecular function: inositol monophosphate 1-phosphatase activity. The coding region runs from base 126 to 959 and encodes 277 amino acids. The transcript has 6 exons. Lineage: Eukaryota; Metazoa; Arthropoda; Insecta; Coleoptera; Silphidae.
GUAUUUUGAACGAGUAUACUCAAGGUCUUUUAUAAGAGCAACGCACAUAAAUCCUUUGGUUUUGCAUCAAAAUUGCUCAGUAUUGUUUGAAACAUCCUAAAGAGAGAAAAUUAAAUCUUAAAAUUAUGGAGAGCGAGAACGAUAUCCAAUUCUAUUAUCAGUACGUUCUGCAAUUAGUAAAGGAGGCAGGCCAAGUUCUUUUAGAAGCACGAGAUAUAAAUAUAGAGACAAAGGAUAAUAAAACUUGGGAUUUAGUAACGCAGUACGAUCGAAAAAUCGAGGAUAUUUUAAUUAAACAAAUAAAAAAUAAGUUUCCCGAUCACAAAUUUAUUGGCGAAGAAGAAUGCUCGAUUGCUGGUAGGAAACCAAUAUUAACAGAUGACCCAACAUGGAUUAUAGAUCCAAUCGAUGGAACAGCAAAUUUUGUUCGUAGUUUUCCAAUAACAUGUAUUUCAGUAGGUUUAACUAUAAACAAAAUUCAAACCAUUGGAAUUAUUUUCAAUCCAUACAUGAACGAAUUAUUCACAGCAAUUAAAGGAAAAGGAGCGUAUUUGAAUGGAAGAAGAAUAUCUACCAGUCAACAAUCUGAAAUAAGCAAAUCUGUUAUGAACUACGAAUUAUCUCUGGCUAAAAACCAUGAACUAAGAGAACUUUAUAUGAAGAGAUUUAAGAAUUUGAUGACAGCAAUUCAGGGAAUACGAAGUUUAGGUUGCGCCGCAUUGGGUUUAUGCUAUGUCGCCUUAGGAACAACAGAUAUAUAUCAGUGCGAUGGUUUACAACCAUGGGAUGCUGCUGCUGGUGUUUUGAUUGUUAGAGAAGCAGGAGGAUAUGUCUGUGAUUCUAGCAAAACAUUUUUGGGCCAAGAAUUUGACUUGAUGAAUCCAAAUUUUCUUGCAGCUUCUACGAAAAAAUUGGCAAUGCAAGUUAUCGAUAUAGAAAGAUUAGCUGAUAAUAAAUAAUUGUUUGUAUUAUAUAAAAUAUUAUUACAAUUAUUUGUAGUAUGGACAAAUGUCUAUUAUUUGGGUUAUCAAAAGUAUUGUAGGAAAGUAGUGAAUAAUAUGAUCAU